Messenger RNA from [Torrubiella] hemipterigena, 1765 nucleotides. NCBI's taxonomy places the organism in Eukaryota, Fungi, Ascomycota, Sordariomycetes, Hypocreales, Clavicipitaceae. The record is from the annotation of a GenBank genome assembly.
CCCUAUGUAAAGCCGAGCAAGAGGGGCACAACCGUGACAGUGACGUGUUCUCCCGCAUUAUGUAGCAGCUUUACCAUCUAACUACAGAAAAGAUUUCAUAUAACCAUACUUGACGAAGUCUCACUUCAGAUAAUUAUAUACAGCGCAAAAAUUGACUCAAUGACUGGCGAAAUCAUCACUACCGAGCGCAAGCGACUACGAGAGCUUCUCCCAGGCAUCCAGCUCGGCCACUGGCCGACGGGUCCCAAGAAUGGCAUUACCGAUGUCCCCGGAGUCCUGGUUCAUACGCAGUCGAUUCAUGGUGAUAAUGGUAACGUCAACACGGGUGUGACAACGAUCCUACCAAACAAAGAUUGGUUCUACAAGGGCUACUAUGCCGGCAUGUUUCGCUACAAUGGAUGUGGCGAGCUGACGGGUAGCCACUGGAUCAAUGAGACGGGUACACUCGUGAGUCCCAUCAUCAUUACAAGCAGCUUUUCGGUCGGCGCAUGCCAUACGGGUAUCUACAAGUACGCAGCGCAGCACCACUGCGAUGACGAUGGCAGUGCGCAGUGGUUCCUGAUGCCUGUGGUCGGGGAGACAUACGAUGGCUACCUCAACGACCAGAGCCAGUUUUGUGUGACACCCGAGCAUGUCAUUGAGGGCAUCAAGAAUGCAAGCGAUGCACCCGUACAAGAAGGCAACACGGGAGGCGGCACCGCCAUGAUCUGCCAGGGAUACAAGGGCGGCACAGGCACCUCUAGUCGAGUAGUUCCGGCGAUUGCCUCAAACGGCGCCGACACGAGUUAUACCGUAGCUGCGCUGGUGCAAGCCAACUACGGUCGCCAGAAGCAGCUACACAUUGCAGGUGUUCCUGUAGGCCGCAUCCUCACAACCCAAGACGCGAAAAACGAGGCAAAGGCCAAGGCUGCGCAGGCCAUUGAUGACGCCAAGGACAAGACAGACGGCAGCAUCAUCAUUGUCCUGGCCACAGAUGCACCUCUGCACCCCGUCGAGCUCCAGAGACUGGCCACCCGAGCAGCCGGCGGUCUAUCGCGCGUAGGCGGCUAUGGCCACAACACCAGCGGCGACAUCUUUAUGGCUUUCAGCACGGCCAACGAGAUGCCUGCCAAGGGCGUGGGAUAUACAGCGAAUGGUACAGACAUUUUCAAGGCGAAAGCGCAUACCAUGGAGAGUGUACAAGAUUCCACCAUUAAUGCGUUGUUGGAAGCGGCCGCGGACGCUGCUGAGGAAGCCAUCUACAAUGCGCUUUGCAAGGCUGAGACGAUGGUGGGCUUCAAGGGACGAAAGGUGGAUGCGCUACCGUUGGACCGCGUCAAGGAUAUUAUGGAACAAUACCAAGGUUUGGAGCAGAGUUUAUUAGGUUGAGAUGAACAAUGUCAGUAGAGUGGAGGAGCCACGUGCGUGCUGUUUGCGAGCGGAGUGUCAGCACCUGGCACACCUGACACACCUGGCAGCAGUGUCAAUUGCAGAACCAUCUUACCUUGGAGUUCAUCCAGAACCGUUAUCUUGAUAAAAGCCCACGUGCUUUCUCACGAUGGAAGAAAAAAAUUUGGUUUGCAGUGUGCCGUCACAUUAUUCAACGUCUUUUUCCUUGUGUAAAUAGUGGUGCCUAGCAGCCUCGUCCAAGUCUGGUGCCGGUUUGCCGAAGCCACCAGUGUUCACGUGCCUGUCUCCAGGCGCUGUGGUUGGCCUUCGGCUACUGCACGAUCGCUGACACCCACUGUAGCAUCCACUGUAUUUCGGGAACAGCCAUCCAAUGCGG